Molecule: messenger RNA, 7434 nt
Organism: Cervus elaphus (red deer)
Lineage: Eukaryota; Metazoa; Chordata; Mammalia; Artiodactyla; Cervidae
Gene: PPP1R12B
Product: protein phosphatase 1 regulatory subunit 12B
Exons: 25
Coding region: 112-3135 (1007 amino acids)
Biological process (GO): signal transduction
Cellular component (GO): cytoplasm; A band; Z disc
Molecular function (GO): phosphatase regulator activity; enzyme inhibitor activity; protein kinase binding
Source: RefSeq, a predicted model, not a curated record
GCCGCGGGGCGUGCGGGCGGCGGAGCAGUAAAGAUGGCUGCGCGCGGGACUCCGCCCUCCGCUCCCGGCUGAGGCGCUCGGCAGCGGCGGCAGUCCGGGGCAGCGGCGGCAAUGGCCGAGCUGGAGCACUUGGGCGGGAAGCGGGCCGAGUCGGCGCGGGCGCGGCGGGCCGAGCAGCUGCGGCGCUGGCGGGGCUCGCCGACUGAGCAGGAGCCCGCCGACCGGCCGGGCGCGGGGCCGCAGGCUCGGCGCGGGGGCCCGCGGGUCCGCUUCGAGGACGGCGCCGUGUUCCUGGCCGCCUGCUCCAGCGGGGACACCGACGAAGUGAGGCGGCUCCUGGCCCGGGGCGCCGACGUGGACACGGCCAACGUGGACGGCCUGACCGCCCUGCACCAGGCCUGCAUUGACGAGAACCUGGACAUGGUGAAGUUCCUGGUGGAGAACGGAGCCAGCGUCAACCAGCAGGACAACGAAGGCUGGACGCCCCUGCACGCGGCAGCUUCCUGUGGCUACCUCAACAUAGCAGAGUAUUUCCUUAACCACGGAGCCAGCGUGGGCAUCGUCAACAGUGAAGGUGAAGUCCCCUCUGACCUUGCAGAAGAGCCUGCCAUGAAGGACCUUCUUCUGGAGCAGGUGAAGAAGCAAGGGCUGGAUCUCGAGCAGGCGCGGAGGCAGGAGGAGCAGCAGAUGCUGCAGGACGCCCGCCAGUGGCUCAACAGUGGCAGGAUCGUGGACGCGAGGCAGGCGCGCUCGGGGGCCACUGCCUUGCAUGUGGCUGCGGCCAAAGGCUACUCCGAGGUCCUCAGGCUUUUGAUUCAGGCUGGCUAUGAGCUCAACGUCCAGGAUCAUGAUGGCUGGACCCCGCUGCAUGCAGCCGCGCACUGGGGCGUGAAGGAGGCCUGCUCCAUCUUGGCAGAGGCCCUCUGCGACAUGGAUGUCAGGAACAAGCUGGGCCAGACACCGUUCGAUGUGGCCGACGAGGGCCUGGUGGAGCACCUGGAGACGCUGCAGAAGAAGCAGAGCGUGCUUCGAAGUGAGAAAGAGACGCGGAAUAAGCUCAUCGAAUCAGACUUGAACAGCAAGCUGCACAGUAGACUCUUUAAGAACAAAGAGAAGAUGCUCUGUGAGGAGGAGACACCCAAGUCCCACCGGAUGGAGGAGGAGAGCAAAGAGUCCAGCAGCUCCAGCUCCGAGGAGGACGAGGGGGAAGACGAAGCCUCAGAGUCAGAGGCCGAGAAGGAGGCGGGGGACCCUGAGGCCGUCAGUCCGCAGACCGCUGGGGGCCGCUGCGUGUCAGAAGAUGACGGGCCGGGCGCCAUCACCCCCAGCCGUCCCAGCCCUGACAGCAGGAGCAGCGUCACGGAGCGGACCCCCGCACCCCCGCAGAGCGCCGUCCCUGCCUCUUCAGCCAGGAGACCCUCCAGCCUCUUGAGCAAGCUGGAAGAGACCAGGGACGAGUCUCCGUGUUCAUGGAGGCUGGGCCUCAGGAAGACCGGCAGCCAGAACGUGCUGAGCGAGGCCGCCGGGGCCAGGGAGGCCCUUCGGGACCGGGGCGCAUCUGUCCACCGCUCGGCCUCCAGUCCGCGCAUUUCCGCCCUGAUGGACAACAGAGAAAAGGAGAGAGAACCCAGAAGCUCCUUGAGUUCACUGGGGCUGCGGAGGCCGGGCAGCACUAGCGACCUUGAGGAGAAGGAGAACAGAGAGUCGGCUGCUAACCUGGUGCGCAGUGGCUCCCAGCCCCGGCAGCCCUGGAGGGACGCCGCCAAGGGGAGCGAGACCCCGCAGACGGGUGCUCCCUCGACCUUCGUGUCGACCUUCCUGAAAAGGACCCCUUACAGGUCCCAGGCUGACUCCACGGCGGAGAGAGCCGACGGCGUCACCUGCAGCAGCCCACUCUGUGUGAUCACAAACCGCGCCCCGCCCAGCACUGCCAAUGGGGUUCCAGCCGCCGCUCUGCUCUGCGCCCCUGGCCCCGAGCCCUCUGUGGACGCCAGGGAGAAGAGGAGGUCGUAUCUGACUCCCGUCCGGGACGAGGAAGCAGAGUCCUUACGGAAGGCGCGCUCCAGACAGGCUCGGCAGACUCGAAGGUCUACCCAAGGCGUAACCCUCACGGACCUUCAGGAAGCGGAAAGGACGUUCAGCCGGUCGAGGGUAGAGCGUCAGGCUCAGGAGCAGCCCAGCCUGAAGCCCGGGGGUCCCGGAGCGCUCGAGGGUGGCCCCCGGAAGCUCGAGCCCCUGGCGGCCCCCGCCCAGGACGCCGGGGAGAGCCAUCAGCCCUGGGUCCGGAGCCCCGAGGGAGAGCCAGUGUAUCAUCCCCUGCGGUGUCCAGCUCAGCCCGACCAGCCCACAGCGCCAGCGUCCCCUUCUGCCCCGAGACCCUCGCUCUACACCAGCUCCUACCUGCUCCGGACGGGUGGGUCCUCCGCGCCCGACUCGCAGAGCUCAGAGCCCCCCACAGGCACUGCCGGGCCGCGGGACAUGGACACAAACGAGGGUGAAGCAGCAGAGCCAGGCGACCAGCCCUCCAGCCGGCUGUCCAUCCGCGAGAGGCGGCGGCCCCGGGAGCGGCGGCGGGGCACGGGCAUCAACUUCUGGACGAAGGACGAAGAUGAAACGGAAGUCCCGGAAGAGGUGAAGAAAGCGUGGCAUGAACGGCUGUCUAGGCUGGAAUCUGGAGGCAGCGACACGUCCACUGAGCGACCCUCAGCCCGAGCCCGCCGUGAGGCCCGCGAGGCCCGCCUGGCCACCCUGAGCAGCCGCGCGGAGGACGACGGCGGCAGGGACUACAGGAAGCUCUACGAGAGUGCCCUGACCGAAAACCAGAAGCUGAAGACAAAACUUCAGGAGGCCCAGCUCGAGCUGGCAGACGUGAAGUCCAAGCUUGAGAAGAUGGCACAGAAGCAAGACAAGAUCCCUGACCGGUCGUCGGCACUGGAGACGGAGAAGCGGGAGAGGCGGGCCCUGGAGCGGAAGAUGUCGGAGAUGGAAGAGGAGAUGAAGAACCUCCACCAGCUAAAACAGAUUCAGACCUUGAAGCACGUGAACGAGCAGCUGCAGGCCGAGAACCGGGCUCUGACCCGCGUUGUGGCCAGACUCUCGGAGGCCGUCGAGGGCUCGGACCCCCAGGGGCUCUAGUCCCGCCUCCCCCCCCCCCUCCACUCCAGGUCCUGACGGAGCUCAAGUCCGACAACCAGAGGCUGAAAGACGAAAACGGAGCCCUCAUCAGAGUCAUCAGCAAACUGUCCAAGUAGGCCCGGCCGGGGCUGACGGGGGGCUCGUGUCCGUGCCCGUCUGCACUCGCCGGCCGAGCCGGGACCUGCCUCUGCUGUCAGCCGCCGCCGCACCCUCAGCGGCCCCCCAGCACCCCCGCCGGCUCAGACAGUUCCCGUCAAGGCACCACGGUGACCCUCAGCGACUGGGCAUCCGGAGGCAGCUUGGGGUUGCCAGGCCCGCCUCAGACCCGGCCUCCCGCCGCCCGCCCGCUCGCCCAUGUGGCGCCUGGCCCGGGCGGUGAGCCCCCCGCACUGGGAGCUCCGACGCCGGGACGCCCGGUCCGAGGUAACGGCGGCUCCGUGAGGGGCCCGCUCGCCCCUGCCUCUCAGGACCUGACUUUGCUCUGAGUCCACGCGGAGAUGCUGGUGGUGGCGGCGUUUCCACCAGCCUCCUGGUGACGUGACUGUUGCAGCGCCCGCCCGAGCUCGGGUGACCGCGUCUCUUAGGCCCGCGCUCAUCCCCCGUUUCUGUGCUGGCCCUGUCCUCCGUGUGCCCCCGCUGUGCGUGCCCGGGGCGCAGACGCUGGCCAGGCCCCGCGAAGCCGGGCCGGGCUCUCAGCCCUCCUGUCCCCCCGUCACAGCAGCUGCUUCACCAGAAAACCUGCCUCGGUUCCCUUGACCUGAUUUCCCGUCCUGAGGGCUUGUGAAGGGCAUGGGGCGGGCUGAUGGAGGCGGACGUGAGUGGGGUCCACGCCCUCGUAACAAGGAGCCUCCAGGACGGCUGACUUGGUGACUGUUGGCGUGUCUGGGGAAAGGCACUCGCUUGCUUAGGAGCAGUAGUGAGUCCAGGCUCUGGCAGGGGCAAGGUCCCGCUCCAUAGCCGUGUCCAGGGACCCCACCUUGGGUCAGGGAGCUUUGGGGGUUGUGCCUUGAUCACUGGAAAGUUGGGAGACGCUGAUAGCCAGAAAGGUUCCUGGUGGGAGCGGAGGUCUUCCUGAGGCCCCCCGUGACAUGCCAGCCCUGCCGUGCAUAGUUGGGGACCCUGAGCUCCGUCCGCACAUGGCCUGCUCUCCUUGCUCCCUACUCGUCCCGUCACAGCCUCCUCCCCCAGACAGAAGCCUGGACGGACCACCCACUUGGUCCAGCACAGAGUUCGGGCGUGAGUCCUUGGUGAUGCCUUGGUGUCAACACUUACACGUGUGCUUUCUGUCGGAGUUUUGUUCCUCGGCUGGUGUGAGCAUGCAGGUCAGCUUUGGGGCUGCUUUUGACAUCCAGUGUGAAGUUGUCAGCAGACGCUACCUGUCUGUCAGAAACCAGAGUGCCCCAGCUCCUCCGUGGCCCUCAGAAGCGCCCCAUACUCCUUAACCCAGAGCUAUGAUCAAAGUUCCAGUUCCAGAUAGGAGGUCUGUCUUCUGGGGCAAAAUUGCUUUCUCAGGGCGUGCAGACCCUCCCCAUGCGCACGAUGGGGGAUCUGACGGUGGGAAUGGGCGGGCCGGGGGUGACGCCACAUCAGAGGAAGCUCCAGUGUUCAAUGCAGCACCCCUUUGUUCUGGGGGACCCCGCAGGGGCCCUUGACUCUGACCGCUGACCCCGGCACGGGGCUGGCUCUCAGGAGGAGGAGGCUGAGUGGGAGGGGUCACCCUGCCCUUCUCGCGUUGGGCAGAGCGGGCAGAGGGGCUCCGGCUGGGCCUUCUGGGCCACGGGCGCCUCCUGCAGCCCUUGUGUGUCAGACAGGCCCCAGCGCGGGAGGGCGGGCCCUGUGGUUGGUCUCAGGCCUCACCAGCUCACUCUAGGAGACCCUGAAUCCGGUCUCCUUCCAGGCCAUGCGGGUCUAAGGUGGUGGUCAGGGCCUCCUCACUGCCCCUGGGGCUCCGCCUCAUCACCGCAGCGCCUGAGCAGGAGGUCAGCGGCUGGGAGGCUCCUCGUCAUCGCUGGUUUGCGGUUUUCGGGGAGGCCGCCUGUCCAGGCCUGAUGACAAGGCCUCCGGCUGCAGCCUGGCCACUUCACCAUCCCGUCCCUGAGGCCGCUGCUCCUGGACGCGAGGACCGGGGCCUCCGGCUCCCCCUCCUCCCGCAGGGCCUUGGCUUCCCCCGGCCCCCACCCCCUGCCUCAGGGAGGGGUCGGGCUGUCAGAGCAGCCCCCCGCCCCACCUGAGUGUGGGCUGCCGGGAUGAACCCAGCAGCCCGUUUCCGCCUCUGGUUCCCAGCCAGGCUGCUGGCGCGGGGGCCCGACGGGGUGGGUGCUGCUGCAGGUGCGAGGCAGUGGGGACAGCACGGAGGGGCUUCCCGGGGCUCCAGCCCGCAUGCCUCCGACGGGAAGCAGGGAGGGCCCAGCUCCACCCGGCGGGGGAGCCCUGGCGCCCCCGCCUCUGGCGGUGGGCGUGGGCGGUCCUCCCGGUCAGGGCCCAGUGGGCAGCACCGAGUGCUGUCCCCAUGCUGAGCUUCAGGGCAGGUGUCAGUACCUGGGAGGUGAGUCCUCGGGCACCGUGAGAAGGCAGGGGCGCGGCAGAACGAAGCGGCUGGAAGGACAGGGUCGGGCGUCGGGGCCUUGGGGCUGGGCCUGCCCCGGGCAGCCGUGCCGCUGUGCUGGGCUGGGGUCGGGUCUUCCAGACCUGAGAGUCCGUGAUAUUUUUGAUUCCUAAGGAGACCAGAUAAUUUCUCACACUCAGAUUUUGCUCGUUCUAACGUCAUAAAUUCUUGUUUUCUUCUCCAUUCAAACUGUUUUAAGUGUGUGUUUAAGCGGGAGAGUGAAUUCAGCGUGGAGGGCAGUGGCUGUACCCGCUGGUGGCCGGGCGAGCCUCUGGAUGAAUGGCCCUCCCAGAGCGGGUGUGGCUCCUGGUGGCCCUGGGCCGCGUUUCUCCCCAGCGGCUGCCCCGUCUUAGCUCUGCCUUAGGCAGGCAGAGGACCUUCCUGGGUGGGAACCAGCCUCUCCUGGGGGCUGUCCCGGGCCCAGGUCCCUGCCCGGAGCAGGGCUGCAGGAUGGAGCGUGCAGCCCCCUUUGAGGACUGCGUCUGUCACCUGUGCUGACUCCUGGGGGCCUGGGAGCUGUCACUGUCACGGCUCCUGGGGAGCGAGCGGGAUCUGGAGUGAGGAAAGGCCAGGCAGAGGCGGCGCCGCCUCCUGGGAGGCCGGGCUGGACGGCAGGUUGGGGAGAAGACUGCAGACAGAAGCCGCCGAGAGUCUGGUCCCCCUGAGGGGUGCUGUGCUCGGGGGUCGCUCUUGGUUCCAGCCUGCGUGUAGCGUGUUUGCUGCUUGGAGACGGCACAGCCUCAGCCCGGCUUCCUCCGGCUCUGUUAACUCAUGUCUUUGCCCCCCGCCGCCCCUCUCCUCUCGGGCCGCUCGGGUUCCUCUGCUCGCUGACAGGGACUCCAGAGUGGUCUUUGCCUUGGGUGGCCGCUUAAGGUGGCCUCGGGAGGCGCCUGUGUGCUUCCGGAACAGACAUGCCUUCCACCCUCCCCCGCCCUCAUCAUCUUCAUGCUCAGUCUUUACUUUUCUCGGAGCCCGUGGUGCUCAGAGGAGGGGUGGUUUUCCUCGAGUCGCCCCAACUUGGGUUACAAAGCUCCCUGCUGUGCACGUUCCCUGGGCCGGAGGCCUGGCCUGGCAGGGGCCUGGGGGCGGCCCUGCUUCCAGCUGGAGGCGCCUCUGUGGUCUUGGGUGCCGGCAGGGCUCCGGGCUCCACCCCCUCCACCCCACCAGCCGUCCUGGGAGGGAGGACCGGCCUCGAGCCAGGCCCCCUGGAGGCGGGGCCCUCUGAGCUCCCGGAAAGCCGGCUGUCUGGUCAGGAGGGAAGACUGUGUCCCCCACAACCCGCCACGAGGGGCUCUGCCUCAGGCUGUGGCUCUGGUCCCCAUCGUCCCCCCCGUCCCCUCUGCGGCCUUGGCCGACUGGGUGGAGCGCACGUGUGAGAACCUCCCCGGGGUCCCCACGCCCCCGCCCGUCACCUCACCCCCCAACUCCUCCGAGACAGCAUCUCCAUGUACACACACCGGGGGGACGGGCUCAGGAAGGAGCCCGGACGCACUUCGUGAGCUGAAUGUAUUUUUAUGCAACUUUUGAGUGGCCUUUCAACCCUGAGGUGAAUGGUUUUGUUUUACUGGUUGUUGUUAUAUAGUAUUAUUAAGUAUUCUGUGUUUGAAAGUUUGGGAAUAAUAUUCACAUCUGUAUGAUGCCUGUAAACACAACAGUAUUUAUAAAUGAGUAAAUUAAAUUGUGUUUUAACUUUG